Acanthisitta chloris (rifleman) is the source of this 391-nucleotide messenger RNA. Its product is annotated as putative histone H2A.8. Lineage: Eukaryota; Metazoa; Chordata; Aves; Passeriformes; Acanthisittidae. The transcript is spliced from 2 exons. Gene Ontology annotation, molecular function: protein heterodimerization activity; structural constituent of chromatin; DNA binding. The annotation marks the transcript as partial. The record is from RefSeq and is a predicted model, not a curated record. Gene Ontology annotation, cellular component: nucleosome.
CCCUCUCUGCCCAUUCCCAACCCUCCCCCUACCCGUUCCCAACCUUCCCUGCCCAUUCCCACCUCUUCCCCUUCCCGACCCUGACCCUCUGCCCAUUCCCACCUCUUCCCCUUCCCGACCCUCCCCCUCUGCCCAUUCCCACCCUUCCCCCCUGCCCAUUCCCGACCCUCCUUCCCUGCCCAUUCCCAACUCUCCGCAGGUGCUGGAGCUGGCCGGGAAUGCUUCCAAGGAUCUGAAGGUGAAGCGCAUCACGCCGCGGCACCUGCAGCUCGCCAUCCGUGGGGAUGAGGAGCUGGAUUCCCUCAUCAAGGCCACCAUCGCCGGGGGAGGUGUGAUCCCUCACAUCCACAAGUCCCUGAUCGGCAAGAAGGGACAGCAGAAAACGGCGUAG